Molecule: messenger RNA, 1817 nt
Organism: Saccostrea echinata
Lineage: Eukaryota; Metazoa; Mollusca; Bivalvia; Ostreida; Ostreidae
Exons: 9
Coding region: 52-1380 (442 amino acids)
Biological process (GO): proton transmembrane transport
Cellular component (GO): plasma membrane
Molecular function (GO): voltage-gated proton channel activity
Source: RefSeq, a predicted model, not a curated record
CCUAUGUGUAUAGCGCUGUUUGCAAAGCUUACAUGUCCGAAGUAGCUCUUCAUGUUUCCUAGCCUGGGACUACAUGGCGGCCCGUCCUCCAGUGAUGGCAUGAACACAAUAUCGCGGUACAGACGGAAGGAUAGUGCCAUAAGGACUUUAGUUGCUGAGACGCUGGUGUUGGCAAAGACUCACGGAUACGUAGAAAAAAUAGAAAACGAGCUAGAGGAAGAAAUAUUACAGGAGGAAACCUACCUCCCAAAAGAGGACUUCGUGAGGUGGAGACGGAAGGGAUAUUCCUUCUUUAAAAGUAAAGCUGUUUUAUUGACGGUGGUUAUUCUGUGUAUUGUGGACUGUGCUUUAGUACUGGGGGAACUGACUCUUGAUUUGUACAAAGUUAAAGUGACAUUAGAAGACAACGAAGAAUUCACGAACAGUGCCACGAUGUUUCUCCUGAAAAUUAAGCAACGGAAUCCGGAAGCUUUGGGUAAUAAAGAAUAUGACCAAGUAUUUGAUAUGAUAUCAACAGCGGAAAUAAAGUGGAAUUUGCCAUCCCAGAGCGAGAUGAAAGACCACUAUCAGCUUAUUGAUGAGGCGACAAUACUAGAUUUAGUGUCGUCAAGAAACCGAAGAAGUGUAGGGGCAAAUAACAAAAGCGCAACAAACUCUAGCCAUAUUGACAUUCCGAAAAGGGAGUAUAGCAUCGAAGAAAGCAUUGCGCAUGCGCUUCACCUCGCAAGUAUUUCAAUUCUAGGAAUAAUAUUACUGGAGACUUUGUUGAAAGCUAUUUGUGCAGGGAGACCAUUUUUCCACAGAAAACUUGAGGUCUUUGAUGCGUUCUUAGUCAUCGUGUCCUUUGUGGCUGACAUAAUUUUAUUGGUGGCGCUACCGGACUACAACACAAGAGAUUUUGUUUUCAUCCUGGCAUUUCUGUUGCCUUGGAGAGUAAUACGAGUCGUAGAUAGUUUAGUAGUGGCAGUUAAGGACCAUGAACAUUUUCGCUUAAAACUUGUCUAUAAAAGGAAAAAGAAAAUACAGACGAAUUUAAGGGAAAUGGAAGUAAAAGCACAGAUAUUUCAGUAUCAAUGCAAUGCACUUCGGAGAUUAUGUUUGUCGGAAGGGCUGGAUGAAUGGAAAAUUGAUCAAUGUGUAAAGGCAGAGCAGAAAUAUCAAUCAACACUUGGCAAACGAAAAGGCAAAAUAAGGUUAGAGACCUCUUCGAUGUCUCCACUCUUGAGUGACCAUUCACGUGACCGCUCCCCAAGGCCUUCCAUUCCCUCACUGGAUUUACAGGGUUUCAAGUUUUGGAACGGAAAUUCAAUCAAGCACAACGAAUUGAACGGAAGUAUAGAGGAGAAGCAGAGUGAUAAAUCAAUAGACGAAGAAAAAUAAAUUAUAGUGUCUACGAACAGGUUUUUGAUAGGUCAACAGUGGUCAUUCCAGGAGAGAGUGGCAGAAUGUGUUAAAUUGCUACGGAAAGUUCUAUUGGUGUUACAAUCCAUAAUUUAGCCAUGAGGAUUUAGUUGAUACAGCCAAAUCUCACCAAUUACUGGUCGAUGGACACAAGGGUUUGUGAUGUGGAAUGAGACUCGUGUUUGUUGAACAUAGCGAGCGAGUUUAAAUUAUGUUAGGGAAAUCUAUUUCACUUUCCCAGAGUCGCUUUGCAAUAUCCCUAAGGAAAUUUCCAUGCCUGUGUUAUUAAGACUCCAGUUAAUUCGUUUAUAUGCAACUUUUUUUUAAUCUAAGACUUGUUUUGUUUGUGAUGUUUAGUAUGCGUACCUCAUCAAAUUAUUUGUGAUAUUUUUACAGUGAGAGUAAAUUUUUGUACA